Molecule: messenger RNA, 2958 nt
Organism: Exophiala mesophila
Lineage: Eukaryota; Fungi; Ascomycota; Eurotiomycetes; Chaetothyriales; Herpotrichiellaceae
Exons: 2
Coding region: 181-2823 (880 amino acids)
Biological process (GO): mRNA catabolic process; regulatory ncRNA-mediated gene silencing
Cellular component (GO): cytosol; RISC complex; nucleus
Molecular function (GO): RNA binding; nuclease activity
Source: RefSeq, a predicted model, not a curated record
CAGACCCCUCGUUCACCGUCCACCGCUUUUUGACCAGUUUCCUAUUGCGCACUCUGCUUUUGGAUUCCUCAAAAACUGCUUCUCGCAUAGCGCACUGUAUCUUCUCUUCUACUGUUGGUCUUCCUCUAGGGUAUCUCAUCUCUUCCUUGCAUCCUGCAUCCCGGUCCCUGCACCUCUAUCAUGGCAUUGCUACAAGCUCGAGUUAAGAGUGUCCUCUCUGGAGACACUCUGAUUAUCACCAACCAAAAAGGUGCCGAAAGAACUCUUUCUCUUGCCUACAUUUCGGCCCCAAGGUUGAAGAGAGAGGGAGACGAGCCCUUUGCCUUUCAAUCCCGGGAAUUUAUUCGUGAACUUGUUCUCGGAAAAGUCAUUCAGUUUCAAGUCCUCUAUGCUGUUCCCUCCACCAAGCGCGAGUACGGCCGUGUCAAGCUACCCAACGGCCCCGAACUCCCCGACCUCGUGGUCAAACAAGGAUGGGCAAAAGUUCGUGAAGAUGCAGGCAAGAAAGAAGACGACGAGAGUGCUUUGGCAUAUCUCGAUUCCCUACGAUCCCUGGAGUCCGAGGCAAAGUCGAACAAUUUGGGGCUGUGGGCCAAAGGUGGUCAGAUAGAAAAUUCGUCAGAGGUAGCAGACCCCAGUGCCCUCGUUGAACGAUACAAGGGCAAAAAGGUGGAAGCAAUUGUGGAGAGAGUCUUGACUGGUGAUCGGUUGAUCGCAAGAAUUAUCCUCUCACCUUCAAAACAUUUACAGACGCUACUGGUUCUGGCUGGCGUGAGAGCUCCUGCCACCAAACGCACCUCCCCAGAGGGCAAGGAAAUUCCUGCAGAACCUUGUGGAUCUGAAGCACAUGCCUUUGUCGAAGAGAGACUGCAUCAGCGAAAGGUCGAGGUCGAACUUGUCGGGGUAACUCCUCAAAACCAACUCAUUGCCAACGUCCUACAUCCCAAAGGCAACAUUGCAAAGUUCCUACUCGAAGCAGGUUUGGCCAGGUCCAACGACCAGCAUGUCACGCUUCUGGGCAACCAAAUGUCAGCCUUCAGACAGGCCGAGAACGCCGCCAAGACCGCAAAGAUCGGAGUGUUCACGGGUGCUACUACAUCUAAAGCGUCUGGGGUGCAAGAGGCCGACUUUACCGUAUCCCGAGUGCUCAACGCUGAGACCAUCUUCCUACGAACACGUUCGGGCGAAGAACGCAAGGUGGCUCUCUCCAGCAUUCGUCAACCUAAGCCAUCAGAUCCCAAACAGGCUCCCUUUGGAGCAGACGCCAAAGAAUUCUGUCGCAGAAAACUAAUUGGCAAGCACGUCAAGGUCAGCAUUGACGGGAAAAAGCCUGCAUCAGAAGGCUUCGAGGAGCGAGAGGUAGCCACCGUCACGGUCGGGAGCAAGAACAUUGCACUGGCUCUGGUGGAGGCGGGUUACGCAUCUGUGGUUCGGCAUCGGAGAGACGAUGACGACCGCUCUCCAGACUACGACGCUCUCCUCCUGGCAGAGGAGACGGCUCAAAAGGACGAGAAGGGAAUGUGGUCCCCUAAACCACCAGCGGCCAAACAAUAUCAAGAUUACUCGGAAAGUCUACAGAAGGCCAAGAUGGAAGCCUCGGUCUUGCAACGACAAAAGAAGGUUCCUGCUGUGGUCGACUUUGUCCGGGCGGCUUCUCGAUUUGUGGUGCUGGUGCCACGGGAGAAUGCCAAACUCACAUUUGUCCUCUCUGGUAUCCGAACGCCGAAACCAGCUCGCCCAUCCGGAGAAGCGGCAGAACCAUUUGGCCAAGAAGCGCUCGAGUUCGCCAAUCGCCGCACAUUGCAACGAGACGUGGAAAUCGAUGUCGAAACGACGGACAAAGUGGGAGGCUUCAUCGGCUCACUCUUUGUGGGAAGGGAGAAUUUUGCUCGAGCGUUGCUAGAAGAAGGGCUGGCGGAAGUCCAUGCGUACUCGGCAGAACAAAGCGGAAAUGCCACCGAAUACCUGGCGGCAGAGAAGAAGGCGAAAGAAGCAAGAAAGGGCAUCUGGAAGGAUUGGGAUCCAAGCCAAGACGCAGAGGAAGAUGAAGCAGCAGUCCCAGCCACUGGUACCAAUGGCACAAACGGGGACUCAGCUGAGAGUGCUCCUAGGAAAAAGGACUACCGAGAUGUGGUGGUGACACACGUGGACGAGACAGGCAAACUCAAGAUUCAGCAAAUUGGAUCUGGAACGACAGGUUUGACAGAGCUGAUGAGUGCGUUCAGGUCGUUCCAUCUCAACAAGGCCAACGACCAGCCUCUAGCAGGCCCUCCCAAGGUCGGAGAGCUGGUGGCAGGAAAAUUCACGGUGGACAAUGAAUGGUAUCGCGCCAAGGUUCGACGAGUGGACAGAGACAGCAAGAAGGUGGAUGUAACAUACAUCGACUAUGGCAACUCGGAGAUGAUUCCAUGGAGCCGACUGCGACCUCUGACGCAAGCACAGUUCUCAACACAAAAGCUCAAGGGGCAAGCCAACGACGCAGUCCUUUCAUUUUUGCAAGUACCAACGUCAGAACAGUACCUACGAGACAUGAUCGAUUUCAUUGGGGAGCAGACCGACGGCAGAGAGCUGGUUGCCAACGUGGAUUACAUCUCUCAAGAAGGGACGUUGCACGUGACACUACUGGAUCCCAAGAUAUCUACCAAGAUCGACGAAAGCAUCAAUGCAGAGGUCGUUCGAGAGGGAUUGGCUCUUGUGCCUACCAAGCUCAAAGCAUGGGAACGACAGGCAACUGACACAUUGACCAAAUUGCGAGCGGUUCAAGAAGAGGCCAAGUCUGGUCGUCGAGGCAUGUGGGAAUAUGGUGAUUUGACCGAAGAUUGAGAGCAAUAAAGAAGAGGCCAUCGAGAGACAUGUAUCCUCGACGACAUCACGUGUGUCUGGUAGCCUGGAGAGACAUUUAUCACAACUGCGGUGGAAAAUCUCAAAACUAGCUAACACAAUGGAAACAAUAUGUGG